This is a messenger RNA of Lolium perenne, 1077 nucleotides long. RefSeq names its product GDSL esterase/lipase At5g03600-like. The record is from RefSeq and is a predicted model, not a curated record. NCBI's taxonomy places the organism in Eukaryota, Viridiplantae, Streptophyta, Magnoliopsida, Poales, Poaceae. Gene Ontology annotation, molecular function: hydrolase activity, acting on ester bonds.
AUGAAGAUCCUCUCGAUCUGCAUCCUCUUCCUCGUGCUCAAUGUUGCUCGUGUGGAGUCUAGGCCGAACCCUGACGAUCGUCCCAAGCUGCGCCACCUCUUCGUCUUCGGCGACUCCUUCGGCGACAACGGCAACACGCGGAAGCCGCCGGUGGAUCCCGUCCUGGGCUCGGCCGUUGAAUCAGAGGAUUCACGGCAGUGGUUCUUCCCCUACGGCUCCUUUACCGACCGGCGCGACAACCCCACCGGCCGCUUCUCCAACUAUAUGGUCCAAUCUGAUCUCGUCGCAAACAUCAUGGGGCUCGACGUAGCACCUCCGGCGUACAUGCUCACGGAGAGGAACACCUGGGACAAGUCUGGCAUGACCUUCGCCAUCGGCGGCUCCACCGUGUACCACCCUCCUAGUAAUAAGAAGAGGGUGUCCACCCUCCGCCACCAGGUCGAUAGGUUUGAGUCCCUCAUCGCCGACGGAACCAUCUCCAGGAAGCAUGUCGAGCACUCCGUCGCCCUCAUCGCCUUCUCCGGCAACGACUACGUCACCGUCGGCGACGCUGGUGGCAUGGACAUGGGCAUCAACGAUUUUAUCAGGGAAGUGACGACGGAGAUUGUCACUAACGUGCAGCGCCUGCAGGAGAUGGGGGUGGCCAAGGUUCUCAUCAACAAUGUUCCCCCCGUCGGCUGCGCGCCGUCGCAGACCAUGCCCAACGGCUUCACCAGGUGCGACCGCGGAGGCAACAAUUACGCUACUGUCCACAACAGGAACCUCAAGAGGCUGCUUAAAGAGAUGGAAGACGUGCACAUUAUUGAUAUCAACAACGCCUUCACCAACAUUGUUGACGGCGACAACACGGAGGUCUCAAGCUUCUUCGACGAGAGGUUGGCGCCAUGCUGCCAGAGUAUCGAUCCGAAUGGGUAUUGUGGUCAGCUGGGCCAGUCUGACACGGACUACCGUUACACCCUUUGCGAGAAAGCUGACAAGUAUUUCUACUGGGAUGACAUGAACCCCACCCAGGCCGGAUGGGAGACAGUCAUGGAGCAGUUGGAAGACCCCAUCAAGGAGUUCCUAGGACUCAAUUAG